AUGGAUGAGGGAGCUGUAGGGAUGUUGGGGUCGCCGACCGACGCGUCGGCCCUUGAUUCAAGUCAAUCACUAGAAGACACAACCCAAGAAACCCUGCCCUCGCACGAAUCGCCUAAAUCUGUAGAAUUUGAGGACGAAACACUUCAAUUCGAGCAUCACGAGCAACAAGAGGAGCAAGAAGACCCACGUCCACAUACAGAAACAGAAGGGGAAGACAUGCAUGUCGUGGGCAGAGCACUUCAUUCGGCGGCGAAUGAUGUCGCGGCUACAUCUCCCCGCUACGAGCUUGCUCGAGGAAUCGACGAACGCACAUUCGACGGCAACCCUGAGGACCACAACACCAACCACGACCUCUCUGCGGCGCUCUACUCGUCGUCGCCAUCGUCGUUGUCCUCUUCUGCCCCAACCACCACCUCGUCUCAAGGAGGUUGGGGAUGGAGCUCGCUCUCGCGUAGCAUGAACUUCGUGCCAACGCGAUUCUACUCCUCCAACACCACGGGCCACGACCGACCUGAAGACGAGCAGACGGCCCUCGACGCCGAGCAAGCGCUGACGUCCAAGCUCUCCUCCGCCACCCACCUCGUUGUCCUUGCACAUGGCCUUCAUGGCGGUGUUGGCGACCUGGUGCGCGUCGCUGGCGUUCUGACCGCCACCUAUGGAGACACUCUUGCUGUCUUGAUCGCCAAGUCCAACCACGGCUUCCUGGCCACGCACGAAGGCGUCGACGUGGGAGGUGAGCGUCUGGGCAAG
Molecule: messenger RNA, 750 nt
Organism: Acanthamoeba castellanii str. Neff
Lineage: Eukaryota; Discosea; Longamoebia; Acanthamoebidae
Exons: 3
Source: RefSeq, a predicted model, not a curated record